Messenger RNA from Austrofundulus limnaeus, 1859 nucleotides. Its product is annotated as seipin. Lineage: Eukaryota; Metazoa; Chordata; Actinopteri; Cyprinodontiformes; Rivulidae. The transcript has 11 exons. Gene Ontology annotation, cellular component: endoplasmic reticulum membrane. The coding region runs from base 88 to 1317 and encodes 409 amino acids. The record is from RefSeq and is a predicted model, not a curated record. Gene Ontology annotation, biological process: lipid droplet organization; lipid storage.
UAAAAACUAAUAUUAAACUCCAAAAACUACUAACAGAAUAACCAAACAAGAAAAAAACUGAUCCAGAAAGUCACUCUUGUUUUCAUCAUGUUUAUGAACUCCAGCCCAGUUAGAAGAAGACCUUCCUCCUCACGACCAGAGCGGACUGAGACGCUCCAGGGAGGAAUUUCACAACAUAUCAGCUCAUUUUGUCCAACAGAAAGCAAAGCUUUUCCCUGGAUGUUAGGUUUAAUGGAGCAGGAAAGCCACCCGACCGCGGAGGAUUUUGGAGAGACGUCGGCCAUCGUUGGCCACGCCCUGAUGAAACUCCAGGAUGUUGUCGCUGUGGCGGUUCUACGGGCACGUCAGACACUCCUGCAGGGGUUCACGGUGUUGUCCUUCGUGCUGCUGCUCCUUUGUGUCGCUGCUUUUUUGUACGGGAGCUUCUACUACUCCUACAUGCCCAUGGCCACCUUCUCUACACCUGUGCACUAUUACUACAGGACAGAUUGUGACUCUCCAACUUCUUUCCCGUGCUCCUACCCUGUAGCCAACGUCUCUUUGUUGAGAAACAAGAAACAUGUGCUGACAUUCGGUCAGGUGUAUCGCAUCUACCUGCAGCUGGAGAUGCCCGAUUCUCCAACCAAUCAGCAGGUGGGGAUGUUCAUGACCAAGACCACCUGCUUCUCGCAGGAUGGAGGGCAGGUCGCGGCGUCCACUCGCUCUGCCAGCCAGCUGCAGAAGGCCUCCAGCUCUCGUGUCGGCAUGCUGCGGUACCGAUCGGACCUGCUGAAGACUUUGGGAACGCUGCUGUUCCUCCCGGUCUUCCUGAGCGGAGCAGCCGAGCAGAAACAGGUUGUGGAGAUGGAGCUCUUCUCAGAAUACGUAGACGACCCUUAUUCUCCCUCGGUCACAGCUCUCAUAGAGAUCAUGUCCAGCAAGGUCCAGAUCUAUUCUUCUCAUCUCUACGUUCACGCUCAUUUUACUGGUAUCAGAUAUUUGCUCUUCUACUUCCCCAUCCUCUCAGCCUUUGUGGGCGUGUUCACCAACUUCAUCUUCCUCAGCUUCCUCUUCAUCCUGAGCUACAUGCGGCAGCUGUGGAAGGUGGGGCAAAACCCAGAGCAGGUCACAGCAAACAGGUAUCAGCCAGAGAUGAUGGGAAACACCAACCAGUUACAGGAGGAAGAGGAUGCAGAGCUGCUGGGUCCUCUUCAGAACCCGGGUCUGGGGGGAGAAGACCCCCAUCUGCCACUUUUCAAAUCCUCAGAGCUGCACAACGGAAACAUCGCCGAGCAGUCUGAAAUAACCGAUUCUGAGGUUUCAAAUGAGGAAGAAUAGAGAACGUGAUCGGUCAGGUCCUGAAAGGAUGUAUAAAUGAUACAAGUUAUUUCACACCAUAAAGCGUCAUCUGUUUACGACACGUUUGUGAACUUCAUCUGUAAAUGAGCAGCUUCUGUACGCUACAAAGAUUACAAAGAGGCAACUGUAAACACCUCACAACUUAAAUACAGAUAUAAGCUGCUUUGCUUCAAUGGUUCAUUUCAGAUCCCAUCAAGAGCUUUAAUUCUGGUUUGUCUCAUUGUUUUGACAACCUUCUGGAUUAAUAUUCAGUGUUUGUUUUUUCUUCGCAGCCUUGCUUUGACCACUGAAGAACUUGUUCUGACGUUUUAUUGUAGAGCUCAGCAUUAUGUUGCUGUUUGGUAUUUUUUAUCUAUGCAAACAGGCAUUCCUGACCCCACAGCAGCAGAAGAUCCUCAUUUUAGUUUUGUAAAUAUUUUUGAUUGCUUAUUCACUUCAGCUACUUAUACGUGGUCCAGAAGGUUAAUGGUUUUAGGUCAAAUUCAUGAGUAAAUAUAAUAAAAGCUCCAUCAGUCUUCAAA